AUGAACUGUCCUUAUUGCAUUCCUGGACAGCAGCGAUGUGCUGCACAUAGGUCGAAUGUAUACCAGCCGUCUAAGCGGCAACGCAAGAGAGACAGAGCUAUCGUAAGGGAACAAAGAAGGCUGAACCGCAGGCCUCCAGUUGGCAGUCCACUCGGCGGCCCCCAGCAACAGCAACAUGCCGCCAACCAGCAGCCACCAUUUGGCCAGCAGCCACCCUUCACUGCCGGUCAAGUACCAUUCGGCGCCGGUCAGGUACCAUUCGGCGUUGGUCAAACCCAGCAGCAAGUUCCAUUCUACGGUCAGCAAUUUCCUUUCUACAGCCAGCAGUUCCCCUUCUACGGUCAACAGUUCCCUUUCUACGGUCAACAGUUCCCUUUCUACGGUCAACAGUUUCCAUUCUCUGGUCAACAGUUCCCAUUGGGCACUGGUCAAGGAACACAGCAGUUUGGUGGCCAGCAGCUACCCACCACUGCCGUUGAAGCACAACAGCAACUUCCUGGUCAGCAGUCGCCUGGUCAGCAGCUUCCUGGCCAGCAGCUUCUUGGCCAGCAGCUUCCUGGUCAACAGCUUCCUGGUCAACAGCUUCCUGGUCAACAGCUUCCUGGUCAACAGCUUCCUG
Molecule: messenger RNA, 619 nt
Organism: Aureobasidium melanogenum CBS 110374
Lineage: Eukaryota; Fungi; Ascomycota; Dothideomycetes; Dothideales; Saccotheciaceae
Exons: 1
Source: RefSeq, a predicted model, not a curated record